Molecule: messenger RNA, 2366 nt
Organism: Sardina pilchardus (European sardine)
Lineage: Eukaryota; Metazoa; Chordata; Actinopteri; Clupeiformes; Clupeidae
Gene: tfb1m
Product: transcription factor B1, mitochondrial
Exons: 8
Coding region: 107-1207 (366 amino acids)
Biological process (GO): rRNA methylation; transcription initiation at mitochondrial promoter
Cellular component (GO): mitochondrial matrix
Molecular function (GO): mitochondrial transcription factor activity; rRNA (adenine-N6,N6-)-dimethyltransferase activity
Source: RefSeq, a predicted model, not a curated record
AUCGCACUGAAGAAACAUGCGAUGAGGCUCCAACGUUAUGGUCCUACCAACUGUAUUGUAAUUACUCGUUCGAUGAGCUGAUUUGGAAUUAACUAUUGUUUUCUAGAUGGCAGUAUCUGGCAAAUUAGCUGCUCUGCGGCUGCCCCCGCUACCCACCAUAGGGGAGAUCAUAAAGCUCUACAACCUGCGAGCUGAGAAGCAGUUGUCUCAGAACUUCCUCCUGGACCUGAGGCUUACAGAUAAGAUUGUGCGUCAGGCGGGCAUCUUGAAGGACGCCCAUGUGUGUGAAGUGGGUCCGGGGCCCGGGGGACUGACCCGAUCAAUCCUGAAUGCCGGCGCUGCGGACGUGCUGGUGGUGGAGAAGGACAGUCGUUUCAUCCCCAGCUUAAAGCUUCUGGCCGAGGCGGCCCCUGGCAGGGUCAGGAUAGUUCACGGUGACAUCCUCACCUACAGGAUGGACCGCGGCUUCAAGCCUCACAUAGCCAGGAAGUGGGAGGACGAGCCACCCAACCUGCACGUGAUCGGGAACCUCCCCUUCAGCGUGUCCACCCCGCUCAUCAUCAAGUGGCUGGACGCCAUGUCCACGCGGAGUGGGCCCUUCGUGUACGGCCGCACGCGCCUCACGCUCACCUUCCAGAAGGAAGUGGCCGAGAGGCUGACGGCGAGCACAGGGAGCAGACAGAGGAGUCGUCUGUCGGUCAUGGCCCAGACCUACUGCACCGUCAGCAGCUGCUUCACCAUCCCGGGGAAGGCCUUCGUUCCCAAACCUGAGGUGGAUGUGGGGGUGCUGCACUUCACUCCUCUGGCCCAGCCCCAGAUCCAGCAGCCCUUCAAUCUGGUGGAGAAGCUCGUCAAGAACGCCUUCCAGUUCCGGAGAAAACACUGCCUCCAUGGGCUUGCGAUGUUAUUCCCGGAGGCGGACCGCUCGGAGCUGACCCACGAGCUGAUGCGGCGGGCGUGCGUGGAGCCCACGCUGCGCCCGGGCGAGCUCACCAUCCCGCACUUCCGCGCCCUGGCGGACGCCUACGGCCAGCUGUGCGCCCAGCAGCCGGGCCUCGCCGCCUACGAGUUCCGCGAGGAGCUGCGGCUGAAGCGGCUGCACGGCAAAAAACACGUCGCUGAUGUCGCCGCCGACACCGCCGCCGCCGCCGGACCGCCCCGCAAAGAGACCCGACGACGGGCGCCACGGGACGAGGCAGAAGAAUGAACCCACCUGCACCCUAAAGAAGACGCCCGCACCCCCUCAAAGAGUCCCGACCAGCUCCACUGGAGGAGGAAGAAGAGGAAGAGGAGGAGGAGGAGGAGGAGGAGGAAUAACAUUAAGCUGGCUCGGGUGCAGUGAGGGGAGGGAUGAAACGAAGAAUGACAAGGGAGGAGAAAGAGAGACAACAGACUGCUCUUAGUGGCCACGUCCCACCAGCCAGGGGACAUGAAUUUUUCAGCGCGGGUUCCCUGUCUCCAGGAGGCACCGAGGAGGAGGAGGAGGAGGAGGAGGAGGUGGUGGUGGGCCAGGCACUGGAGAUGCUCCAGUCAUGAAGCUGGAUGAGAGAGGACCUACGCGCACACACACACACACACACACAUACACACAUCUAUACACACACACACACACACACACACACACACACUCAUGCGCACGCAGCCUGCCUCUGCCACCAUGACCUGGCUGACAGACUCACUGAGAUGCAUAGGCGCUGCUCUGGGACGAGCAAAGCCCAGUGAUGAAAUGGAAAGUGAAAGGGGGUAAAAGGAAGUCGUUAAAACCGUGGGACGGGGUGUGCGUGUGUGUGUGUGUGUGUGUGUGUGUGCUGAGGUGGUGGCGGUGGGUGCGCUUGUCACACACUCCACCUCAAACCUGCGUGCUCACACUAGGGCCCAUUGGUGUGUGAGAUAUCACACCGACAAGGGUUUUUGUGGACAACAUAAAAAAUGAGAACAAGUUGCAGCUAUUGAGGCCAUUUUAUCCCCGCUCUGCAUCAGCCACUGGGGAAUUUGUAAAAGAAAAAGGAGAGAAGCCGCUGAGAGAGAGAGAGAGAGAGAGAGAGAGAGAGGGAGAAGGUAGAGAAGGUAGCGGCGGGCCCUGCGACGCUGUCAGGAGGAGCCUACAGCAGCUAUAGGAGAGCUUUAAUCACAUCAGAGCAAGACGCCUCUUCAUUAUCUCAGACGUUUCACAAGCACAGAAAAAGAGUCAUCGCAUUUCUUCUUUUUUUUUUUGCUCCAGGAUGACAGCACAUUUUAAAAAUAGAUACUAUUACUUUGCAUUUAGAGGAAGGCUUCACGGAGAGCACCUGUGAUGUCUGCAAAUGUGCUUCUGUAAUUGUGUUCUGUAUCUGUAUCUGAUUUGUUCAAUAAAUGUGUAUGUUUAC